UGAACCUGGCGCUCAAUGACGUCACGCCGACCCCGCGCUGUGAUUGGCUGCCGGCGCCGCCCUCUCCCGAGCGCCGCCGAAGGAGAGCAGCGACGAGGAGGGGCGUCCCUGCCAGCCUCCCUUAGCACCCAGAAUUUCCCACCACGCAACGGGGCGAUUCGCUUAUUUCACGUCGUGUCAGAUACCAUGGCGAUGUCUUCCAAGAAGAUAACAUAUACCAGUGAUUUUAAGUUAAAGGUACUUGAUUACUAUUUCAAGAAUGGAGGCGAUGAUAAUUUUGGACUCAAGAAGAAAACUGCUCAACACUUCAACAUCGACAAGAAGACUAUCAGCAGAAUGUUAAACAACCCAGACAUGGUGAAAAGGGCACGGAAACUCCUCGCACGCAAGGUUACAACCACUCCCAAGAAUACCCCCACCACACGCCAGGGGGCAGCCAAGACCUCUGCCAAGGCCACCAAAGUUGCUGCGGCUAAAGUGAGUGUUGCCAACACCUCGGGGAAGGUCUCUGCAUCCAGCCAUACCAGUGCCUCAAACAACAACAACAGCAACAGCAGCAGCAGUAGUUACAAAGCAUCUACCUCAUCUGCGAGCAGUACAAAGCAUGCGGGUGGCAGCAGCGGGAGCAAUCAGGGCAACAGUAGCUCGCAGCCCUCGGCAAAGUCCGCAGCUUCAAAGACUAAGUGUGGGGAUCAGGAAGGAGACAAUGGAAUACAAGUGUUCGACCUGCCAGAGGAUCCUGACUACUCAAUUCUCAAGAAGUCCAUCAAUGCCUCAGCAAAUGGAGUUGCCAACCUGGCCAAACUUCUCGUCACAGGCACGAAAGAGGUACAAAACUUGAUCCUGAACGAGUGUGAUGUGAUCCUAGAGUGCAAAGUGUGCAACAAUCUCUUCAGAUCGGUAGUGAAUUUCCUCGCUCACAAAAGAAUAUACUGCCAAGAAGAGUAUGCAGAUGUCAGGUCACUGUUUCACAAAGUAAGUGUCACAAAAUGA
Molecule: messenger RNA, 993 nt
Organism: Penaeus indicus
Lineage: Eukaryota; Metazoa; Arthropoda; Malacostraca; Decapoda; Penaeidae
Exons: 5
Coding region: 16-993 (325 amino acids)
Source: RefSeq, a predicted model, not a curated record